UCCUUACCGAAAAGCCAAGAGUUCUGGGUCCGGCCUACGCGGUUAUGCUUCUAGUGGUUCGAAAGUGAAGCUCCUCCAACUAUUGCGCGCCCUAUUAGUUUCAACUGUGGAACAGCAAAAGCCAGCCUCCUAUGUUACACAACACGGAACCAGUGAAAGUGAAAUGCGUAACAGAGAAAAUGGUAACAGGUCUUGUGUGGUGAAGGUUUUGUUGUGUGUUGCUUGAUAGUGUCUGAAUUGUGCGACAGUUUAUUUGGCAACUUCCCCAACACGUACUAUGCCGUACGUGAAGCUGGCAGAUUAAUUGUGCGAGAAUGUUCAAACACUUCCCACGUACCUCUGGCAUUAACUAUUGACCCAUCCAAGCAGGCGCUUAAUGUGCCGAAUGGGGUUUUCUUAAUAAAGUAAACGAGCUAGAAUCAAGCACCAUAUCCACAUAAGAAGACGUCUGCUUAGUGCUUGCUUAAAGCGAUAAGCAUCCUCGUGUGAAAAUGAUAUUCCUUCAGCAUACGGAUACUUGCAACAGCACUUAAACCAACAGGCCUGUGUGUCACACAGAGAAAAAGCAAGUGAAGAUUUUUGAUUGAUUAAAGAUAUUUUUAUCAAUCAUUUUUUAUGCGGCAGCAAACGUACCAAAUAGAGUGAUCGUAAAAUAUAAGUAUUCGUUCAACUCGCCUCUAAAUCCGGUUCAUGAGAUCCGUGGAAUAGCAGUUUCCCAAUAAUUCCGUCACCGGCCAGUAGUAGUACUGCGAAACCAUUGACCGGCAUUGAAAGAACUAAGCUACAGCUGAAAAUAACGCACGGUGACAAAAAUGGCAGUGGCUCGAUUUUCUUCCGUCGUACGGCAGAAAAAUAUACUCAAAAUCGCUGUUGUGGCGUGCUUGUUCCUGUUCGUUGUUGGGUUUUUCGUGUACAACAAAGACAAAAAACACGAAAGCGAAGAAACGAAUGUCCUUACACGGUUAGAUCUGCCAUGGAGAAGCAAGAAAGGGUUCCCACGCAAAGAAGAUUACGAGAAAGAAUAUCCGUUGUUGCUGGAAAAUGACCAAUUGGUAGUUUGUUACGAAAGUCACAUCGACCACCGGAAGUCAUUGUACACUACAUACAGUUUGUCCGAGACAGCGGAAGAACCCAGCACUACACAACGGAACCAUCGUCAACACCAGCAACUAUUGCAACCUUCGCAACUGUUCAAUGGUACCGAACCGGUGAUAUACUUUGUUACGCCGACCUACCCGAGGCGGGAGCAGAUACCGGAAAUAAUUCGGCUCGGGCAAACGCUGAUGCACGUGGGUCGGCUGCACUGGAUCGUGGCCGACGACACGAGCAGUUGCAGCGCUACGUUAAACAGUCACAUUAAAAAGUUUGGCAUACCGUACACUCUGCUCGCUAGCCCCAUGCCAGAGAUGUACCGUCUUCGGAAGAAUGCACCCCGCGGUGUUGCCAAUCGACGUGCGGCACUGAACUGGAUACGGCAAAAUCAGAAGAAAACGGGCGUUCUUUACUUUGGCGAUGACGACAACACGUUCGACCUGAAGCUGUUUAGUGAGAUUCGUUACACGAAGAAAGUUUCCAUGUUUCCGGUGGGACUGAUUGGGGACUAUGCCAUCAGUACGCCCAUCGUGCGAAACGGUCGCGUGGAGGGUUUCUUCGAUUCGUGGCCAGCCAAACGUAAGUGGCCAGUGGAUAUGGCCGGGUUUGCGGUCAAUCUCGAGUACCUGGCACUCAGCCCUAACGCAACGAUGCCGUACAAGGCCGGCUACGAGGAGGACGAAUUCCUGAAGAGCAUCGGGCUGAAGCUGGAAGACAUUGAGCCGAAGGCGCGCAACUGCACGGAUAUUCUCGUGUGGCACACGCAAACGAAAAGCAGCAAAUCGCCAACCGUACGAAUCUCAAUGGAUCGGCAAAAGUUAGAUAAGCUGAAUCUGGGCGCACUGUUGAGCCAGCUGGAAAGCAUGGGAGUGAAUCAUAUCAGCGAAUCAGAAGGAACCACAGCUCAGGCCAUUGUGAAUGGCAGCGUCAAACCUUUGUCUUUUUGGUUUAGCUAAUAAGUGAAAUCCACUCGCCGGCUAGUGGGACUAAGUCACAAUCUUCUAAAACGCUUUCAAUUGAACUCUUCAGUGAGCUGCACGGAAAUUCGCCUGCGACAUCUCCACUAUUUCAUUAGUCGUAAAAUUGUUAAUUUUAAAAUGCUAUGCAAUCGACUCUUGCGCAUACACGGCACUAGCAGAAAAUCAUAAAGAAUGUGCGUUGCUAUCAAGUACCGAUUCCCCAGGGAGAAAUGAAAAACUUGCGACGUGACAAUUGGACACAAGAACGAUUUUAAUUGUACUUUGCCUUUAAAUUGUGGAAAAGUUACUACGUAUUUGGUACUCCUUUAGUCGGUUUGUUGCUUUUAAAGCCUAUGAUUAAUGCAUGCCAAAAAUCAUUGCGAACAACAACAGUCGCUAAACUCACGGACGAACGCGCACAACAAGCAAAACGAUCACAUCGUAGCAGAGCAACAAAGAGCGCAAAUUCGAUCGCAAAGCGAAAGAACAAAUCAUAAACGAACAAUAACACACUUUGAAUUGUAAACAUGUAGCUAGUUGAAUGAGGGGAUAACUAUAAAGCUGUGACUUUACUGGAACAGCCAAAACGAAAUAUGGUUGUUUUAAUUUUACUUUAACCGUGCGUCCGUUUAGUUCACAUUUUUUGUGUGUUUUGUUCAUUUAGACAUUUCAUGUCCCUUGCAUUACAAGGGUUUACUACUGUAAAGACACAUGCUUGUUUGUUUAAUUAUUGGUAAAGAAUGAAAACUUUAGCGUUGUAUUCCAUUCGUCCGCGCACAAUAAUGGUUGUAAAAGGUUACUGCAAAUGCCGUAUACACUGCGUGUAACGGUGUUUUGCAUUUUAAAUAAUGUACUAGAAGUGUGAAAUGUAACGAAACAAAGACCUAUGGCUGGUGUGAAAAUUACAGUUUGAUAUUUUGUUGUAUGUAGCAUACAACCCAGGUGUUUAGUUAGGUUGUGUAGGUAGUACUGUUGAAGAACAGUUUUUUUUCGAAAUCCUCUUGUGUGUGUUUUGCCAUGCUUCAUUAGAAUCCUUCUCCAUGAACUUGAUUGGUUCCAAACAUGGGGGUGUCAAAAUCGUAACUGGGCACUACCCCCAUCCCUGUGUACGGAUACAUUCCAUAUGUUGGGAGUUCAUUUGAAGCACACAAAUCGUUGUAAUUUAGCAUACACUCAGUAAUACUAGUCCAUCGGUAGCACAAUAGAAAAGAACCAAACUAUCAUGGUAAAUAGCGAUAGCUAUAGAUUGCCCAGGUUAGCUUAGAUUCCUUGUGAUAUUAGUUAAGCUUCAAUGAGUUCCAAUGAGCGUUAGCGGUUGAUUUUAGACUCCAGACAAAUGCAUCGGUAAAAAAGACACAAUAUUUAGUAAUGUAAUAAUGAAAUGGUCGUAAAUGGUGAAAAAAAAACAACUAACAAACGAAACUUGGAAUCUGUAUGCGUAAUGUGUGCCACUGACCGGAUUGAAAUUGAAACAGGCUUCCCCCAGGAAGGGAUAAUUAAAGGAGUAAUUUCUUCCAAUGUUUGUAAAAACUGUAGAAGUUUGUCCAUGUUUCCGCUGUUAAAUUUUAAUUUAGAAAGCUAUUCAAUAUUGCCCUCCCCCUGCGUUACAUUAAAACCCCGUGCCAGGCGAUCAAAUGAUUUUAGCGGACGAUUUAACUUACUGAUUCGUCCAACUGACCUAAGUUUCGGCUUAUAUUUGUAUGAAACUACAAGUUAUAUAACAGUGGAAGCAGCAGUUUUGUAACGGAAAGUCUAAGGAAAUAAUGUACAUAAAUGAUAUUGUUCGUUUGAUAUCAAUUUCGAUAGCUUCGACCCAUGUUUACUAUCUUUGCUCCUCAUGGUUAAAACUGGCGCCAGUGUAGGUGCAUUUGAAUACCAGUUCUAUAAAAUGUUCAUCUAUUUAUACUAGUGCACAAAACAAAAAGAUCUGUAAUAAUUAAACAAAACGUAUCGAUUGUAAAGUGUUUGAGCAUAAAACUGUAAAGGCAUGUAGUUAGAUGGGAAAUGAACAACUUUUUUUAUAAUUUUGAUAUUUGAUAUCAUGUGAUGGUAAAAAUUGGAUAAAAAUAAAAGAUUGAUACAAGUAAAGGAAAACAUA
Molecule: messenger RNA, 4149 nt
Organism: Anopheles moucheti
Lineage: Eukaryota; Metazoa; Arthropoda; Insecta; Diptera; Culicidae
Product: galactosylgalactosylxylosylprotein 3-beta-glucuronosyltransferase S
Exons: 6
Coding region: 813-2048 (411 amino acids)
Biological process (GO): chondroitin sulfate proteoglycan biosynthetic process; carbohydrate metabolic process
Cellular component (GO): Golgi membrane
Molecular function (GO): galactosylgalactosylxylosylprotein 3-beta-glucuronosyltransferase activity
Source: RefSeq, a predicted model, not a curated record